UCGUAACUCGUCUCUCUUUUCGGAGCCAAAUUCGACAGAAAAAUCUGCGUGUGGUUCCAACGGUGUGGAAAAUCGUGGCGAAGAAGAAAAGAUUCCUACUGAGGCGUAAACUAUUUUGCCUCAGUUUGGCAAAGUUAGUGGUUACUUAAUUGGUGUGCCACUAAUUGAUCCGGCUGAAAGGAUACUGGUAGCAACUGUGACGGAGGGCGGAAGUGAUCAAGGAACCACACUGGAAGGGCUGCAGUUAGUGCUCUAGGUGCAUGCGAAAAGGUGAAAUUUGCACCAUUGCUACGUGAUGAGCGGAAAAUCGUCGUCGUGGUGGAAAAGAGGUGUGGGCGAAAAAUGAAUUAGUGGCUGAAAAUUAGAUCAUUUUUUUGUCGUUGAUCACAGUGAAGAGCAGAAGGAAAAAUAAAACGAACCAAGUCAUAGUGGGUUAAAAAUAUUUUUCCUUUUUGAACUCCGUCCUCCGUCGCUGAAAACGACUAAAAGAAAGAAGAAAAUCGGGUGGCUCAGUCAGUGGAUAAUCAGUGAAGGAAAACCGAAAAGAGAGUGAGAAAUUGUGAGAUCGAGUGUGGGACGCAGGAGUAAAUAUUCUGCACUUGCGCAAGUCUCUGUGAGGUGCAGUUAGUAGUGCUGGUGAGUGAGUGGUUGGGCGAGUGAAAAACCACCCGCUAAUCGUGAAAACGUGUAAAAAUCGUACAAUCGUGCACUUCGAAAUUCGAUAUGUACGUCACCAGGUCGCUUCGUCGUCAGUGUCAUCGUCAUGAUGUAAGGCGAAUCGCCUCUACAAAGUAGAGACAUUCAGGCACGAACGCACGCACGCACGGUGUGCGAUGGUACGUAACGGCGGAUCCAGUAACAUACACAGGUGGCACAUCGUUUGCCUCUGUCCACGCUCUAGCGUUGUGUUAGUGAAAAGUUUGCUGCAACGCAUGAAGGUGUAAAUUGUGGAAGAAAUUCUCGGAAAGUCGAGUAAUUUUACACCACCCACCUGCGGUGAUUCUUUUGAGACCCGAUCGUUGAAACCGGGUGCAAUCGGCAAAAAAUUUUGCACCGAAAGUGUGGAUUUGAUGUGAAUAAUUAGGCGUUUCAGAAAUGGUUCAGGGUAAAUAUUCACUCAGUUCAACCAACUCGCAGCGUUCUUUUACGAGGAAAAAAUACUAAUUUGUUUACUUUUGAGUUCUCUCCGGCUUAACGUAUUGGUGUUGAAAAGUGAUUAUCUGUUCGUCAGUGCAUAUUUUAUUUUAUGAUUCUCUACUAGCUACUGAAAGUGAAAAAAAGAAUCACAUCUAAAAUUAUGCUCUGCAGUAGAAGGCGAUUUUUGUGUUGUUGAAAUAAUCCAAAUGAACGUAUAGUUUCAAGAAAAAAGUUGAAAAAGGAAGCAAUGUAAGUUCGGUAAUAACGAAAAGUACGCCGUAAAGCAGAACAACUGAAAGGAAAGUUAUUCCGGUACCCCACACAUGCCCUCCGGACCGGUGCAGGUGUGGUGCGUAUGAUGGAAAAUCGUAAUGGCCGCGAUCGAAACAACAACAACCUAGCAACUGUCCUACCAAACGGAACUAUUCUUCGUAAGUUGAAAGCGAAACAUAGCGGCGAGUGUCUACUGUGCUGGAAGGAAGCCCGCAGUCCCAAGUGCCUGUGUCCUAAGUGUUCCAAACAGUACUGCUUCCAAUGCAUACGCAAAUGGCUAACGGAUAAUAAAACUAAAUUCAGUGAGUGCCCAAAUUGUAAGUCUCGGUUGCCGAUCGAUGAUCUGGUUCGGUGUGCUGCCGGUCUGUUGGUUAACGGUAACAACCUGGACGCUGCUAUCCCGGAGAACUGCGAGAAGCUGUGUCGCACCAAUGGAUCCGAGUCCGGUUCGAUAAGACUUGUAGUGAAGGUAAUCGAAAAUGAUACCCUAGACGAUCGAUUGAUUAACGGGAAUGCCGCCAACAUCGACCAAAUGGUUAACGGUGCGGCACCGGGUAAAAUGUUCGCCAUCAAUGGGCGCCAAACAAAAAAGUCGAAAGAGCCAAAGGGAAAACAAAUCCAAACCUCAAGUCAGUCGAAAAACAAUGUGAAAAAUGAGGUAACGAAUUUAAGCAAUGGGAUUGCUAACAUUGGUGAACCGGUGGAACGUACAAUUUUUAACGGCCUCACCGAGAAUGGACAAAGUCAAAAAGAUACUAACCAACGAGCCAAAAAUGGAUAUAAGCCCGUUUUGGAGGCUCCAACAAAUGAAAAGAUCAUACCGGAAAGGGAAACUCAAAUCGAGAGCAAACUUGCGCCUGCACAUCGAACUCCUCUGCAACCGCUAUGCAACGAUCAGGACAGUUGUCAAACGUUCUGUCUGCUACACUCACUGCCACUGCUUCUGUUUUGCUUGUCCUGCAAUCGCUGCAUCUGCGAAACCUGCGCCUUCCGGGAUGAAUCACACUCCGCUCACAGUUUCCAGCAAAUUUCCACGAUUUACGAUGCCAAACUGGAGAGAAUCCGGCAGGAGCUUGCUGCAGUUACGGCGUACCUGGAGCGCAACGGAAGGGUGAUCCAGAGUGUCGAACGUAACAUCGACUGGGUAAAAGCAUCGAAAGCUCGUAAGCUGCAGGAGCUCAGCCGAUUGCUGCAUAUCGAGGCGGAAUGCAUCGAACGGCAAAUCAAUCGAAAGUUGACGCUUCUGCAGGAUCAGAAAGACGCGGUAGCUAACGAGAUUUUUCGGGUGACUUCGGCGUAUAACAAGCUAGAAGCUGAACUGAAAGCCUGUUCGAAGCCGGAACUGCUGGUAAAAAAUGGCGAAUUUCUUAGAAGGUGCAGCCUGCUGGUGGAAAUCACUGAAGGUCCUUUCGGUCACCAAGCUGUGCCGACUGAUUUGGAAUGCGACUUCAUUCCCGAGUUUCGAUCGGAAGUCUUCAUCGUUAAAGACUACCGGGCAAUCGAACCCAUCGAAGAAUGUCGAACAUCGGACGUUCUGUACGACGUGAUCGGUUUCGGUUGGCGGUUGCACGCCUGGAAAAGUGAUCAUCUGUCGGUUACGUUGAUGAUGACCGAAGGUGUCACUGGAAGAUACGAGUACUGCAUCGAGCUGCUCCACGAAACGGACCCCAGCAGAUCACUCAAGCUCACCCAGAUCGAUCAUUUUGAAUUGCACCAGACCGGACCGGUGCAUGAUCUGAUCGAAAACGAACGGCUAGUCAGCGAGGGCUUCCUAAGUGCGGCCAACGACACACUCAAGAUAAAGUUCUCCGUGCGGCCACCGACGAUAGUGAUGAAGAGUCGCUACCAGCAGGAGUACAUCGACCGGACACGAAAGGAUAAUGUCAACGAAUACGACAGCAACGUGAUCACGAUCUGCAACAUACGUGACCCGACGACGUCCAUCGUGCUCUCCAAGCAGUACACAGACACGGUGGGAUCUCGGUGGCGCUUGAAUGUGUACCCCAAGGGCAACAACACCAGCUACCGCUAUCUAAGCACAUAUGUCGAACUGUGUGACGGUAUCGCAGGAAGGUACCAGUACAUAGUGGAGCUACUAAACGAUGACCCCCAUCGGCAGGUGAAGUUCCAAUCGGAGGAUCACUUUCGAGUUGGUGAGAUCCGUGGCUAUCAAAAAUUUAUUCGGGUCAAACGGGUCCUGGAGGAAGGCUAUCUGAACGAGGAUGGUUCCAUCUACAUUCGGCUGUCGAUUAGACCGGCCACGUUGGCCUUGCGCUGCCAGUACCAGGAGGAAUACCAGACACUCAAGGAGGAAAAGAUACUGUUUCAAUUCAACAGCCAGUUGAGUCAGCAUCUGACGCGAAUUCGUAAUCUACGGGAGGAAAAUACCGCCCUCCAAACGAUAGCAUAUCCGGAGUAUAAUUCGAACAUCUUCGUAAUGCGAAAUUUUUCCAGUCUAAGGCAGAGUAAUGAGGAUAUUUGUUCGGACAACAGUUACGAUGAUCUUGGCUGUUGCUGGCGGCUGAUAGUGUAUGCUAAUGGGGAUAAGGAUGGACGGGACGAGUGGUUGAGUGUGUAUUUGCGUCUACUGGAAGGAAUUCCCGGAAGCUACGAUUAUUGCGUCGAGCUGCUGCACAAUGACGAAACUAAGACGGUUAAAAUGGAGGGAACGGAAACGUUCGAGAUACAGGAGCGUUUCGGUUGGGCCCGUUUCGCCCGACUGGAUAUGAUCUGUGCAAAUGGAUACGUCAACGAGGAACAUGAUGCACUGUACUUCCGCUUUUCACUCAGGCCACCAAAUUACAAGGCAAAGUGCGAAUACCAGCAGCUGGUGCGGUUGGACGUCAAGCGGGAGAACGAAUUGUUGAAACGAGAACUGAUACCGGAGUUCAACACCAUCACCUAUACGAUGAAGAACUUUUCCGAGCUACAGCAGAAGGAUGGUUUCGUUUAUUCUGAUCCACUCUGCGAUGAUUUGGGUUUCACGUGGCGUCUGCUGAUCUACUCCAACGGACACAACGAAGGCAGGGGAAACCAACUGAGCGUUUAUUUGAUACUGUUCGAGGGCGUCUCCGGAAGCCGCUUCGAGUACCGGGUGGAACUGGUGCACCAGAACCCGACGGCCAACAUCAAGAUGGAAGGUGUGAACGUGUUCAAACUGAAGAAAAUCUGGGGCUGGCCGCAGUACAUCCACCACGAGCGGCUCCGACAGGAGGGCUACCUGAGCGAGGACGAUUCGCUCGAGUUUCGACUGUCGAUUUGCCCCCCGGACAUCAAACUAAAGUGCGAAUAUCAGCAGGAGUUCAUUAAAAAGCUUAAGGAAAAUCAAAAGUAGGUUACGUGUGAGGUGGGUUUAUUGCGAUGUGGAACGAGAAAGAAAAUAAAUAAAUUUAGAGGAUGAUGAGUGCGAACGAGUGAAAAAGGAACGCUCAACGUGGGCAUGGUUUAGUGAAGAGUUUAAACAUGGGUAAAAACCAUGACGUGUGACGUGAAAAACAUGAACUGGUGACACGGGGAGUUGAGUAAAUUGCAAAAAAUAGAAUAAGUUUUGAUGGCAGGAAGCGCGGAAGGAAAAGAAAGGAACUAAAAUGGUAAAUGUGUGGAAACAUGCUUUCCUCGGUUGCGUGUCAGCUCAACCGGAGCGGUUGCUAGAACGCUUAUUAAUAGCGAGAAAACGAAGGAAAUUAAAAAACGUUAGUAACAGACAGGGUGGGGGUGGAUUGCCAUUCGUUUACAACGGAAGCGUGCAGAAUUCAGGGAUUUUGCGAGAUCUUAUUGACGUACGAAGCUGUUAUUUCCACCUUCGUUUACUUUCUCCGCGUCGAUUGCCAAGAAAAUGGGCCAUGUCUUCAUUUGUUCAUAUGCAGAUACACCUUUUAUUUUUGAAUUGAUCAGUUGAAUUGAUAAACUUUUACGUAAGCCGCUUACUGCCCGGGAAAAUGCGCUACGGAGAGAAUGUGACACCGCGAUGAAACAAAGUCAUGUGCCAUACCGGCUCGAGAGGAAAUGCUACAAGGACGGAAAAUGAAUAAUUUUAUACACUCCUGAAACUCUUCUGUUCAAUAUGAGCGCAAGCUACCACAAGUCGGAUGGCAGUAGUGUGAAUUUUUUUUUUUAUCAUCUUUUUUUUUUUAUCAUCUAUUUUUUUUUUUUUUUUUUGCUAAAUAAAUUCACGAGAGCCAGGCGAUAAUUCAUGAAACAUUUGUUGAUAGAUACAUAAUGCUCGAUUCUACAGCCACACGAUACAGCUAACACUCAUGUCAGAAUCAUCUGUUAGGUUCAAUUUACGUUUAAUUAUUGCGGUUUUAAUAGCAGAGAUGAGAACAAAACUCUAUUUGCGAACCAAUUGCUUCAAGCGAUGUAUUUUCUUUCGACGGUAGUUCGUCUUCUUAUACAAAAAAAAAAACGCAAAUCUUUAUGCUUACUUUUUUACUGUAGAUGAAGAGAAAAUGAUCCGCAAACAACUUGCGUGAAAUCCACAAAUAUGUUCAGGCAAACGGUUCUGCAAGUGUUUUAGUCCGAUUAUAUUUUUAUUGUAAUGCGAAUAAUUUUUUGAGAAGCGAAAGAAAUUCCUAUACGAAAAUAAAGAGUGAUUUUG
Molecule: messenger RNA, 6007 nt
Organism: Wyeomyia smithii (pitcher-plant mosquito)
Lineage: Eukaryota; Metazoa; Arthropoda; Insecta; Diptera; Culicidae
Exons: 9
Coding region: 1493-4744 (1083 amino acids)
Biological process (GO): negative regulation of centriole replication; protein autoubiquitination
Cellular component (GO): peroxisome; aggresome
Molecular function (GO): ubiquitin protein ligase binding; tumor necrosis factor receptor binding; ubiquitin protein ligase activity
Source: RefSeq, a predicted model, not a curated record